GUUACCGUCCAUGUACCAUAUCUAUAAGUGUGUUUCCCUCUUCCUGUUGAUGUUUUUUAUGUCAAAAAACGUUGGCGUACUGUUGUCCAUUUUGUUCUUGGAAGUCUGACGGUGACUACUUGAUUUUGUUUAGUUAGAUAGGCCUAUAUGUAAAUGUAUAACAGAAUCAGGGAAGACCAAGGAUUAGUUACCUAAUACUCAACUUCCUGAAUGGAUCUGCACAUCUCAUUGACGGUGUUUACUGUGUUAUUUCUUUCAGCUGCUGGCUUGUGUUCAUGCCAAAAUGAGUUACUGCUGGAUGGGCCUCUGGAUGGAGAAGUAGGAGGGAGUGUGGUGUUCACCCUCAUCAACCCUCCAUCUGCACCACCUACAAAAAUCACCUGGACUUGUCCAAGCAAUACAGUGAUCAUCACUUCACUUGGUGAUACAGAGAUGAUACAUCCUGAAUAUAUUGGCAGAGUCUCUGUGAACAAAACCACGGCUUCACUGGAUCUCAGGAGCCUGACUCUCCAUGACACUGGGGAGUACACUGUGAACAUCACUGUAUCCAGCAGUGGUGUAGAACAAUUUGGGAAAACCUCACUGGCAGUGUUCGAGAGAAUCUCUACAUCUCCUAUCAUAAGCACUGGGGGCACCCUCAUAGCAGGCAACAGCUCUGUCAACUUGACCUGUGAUGCCCAGGGCACCAUCAUCACCAGAGAGUGGACAAAGGAUGGAACACCUCUGUUUCCUAGCAACAGCAUCACCUUUUAUGAGGAUAACAGAACACUGUCCAUCAGCCCAGUAGAGAAGGAGGACAAUGGGCAGUACACAUGCACAGUCAGUAAUCCUGUCAGCUCUGUUAGUGAGAACCACAACCUUGUGGUCAAAUAUGGGCCAGAGGAGAUUGUUAUUAUUGGCACAAAAGCAGUAGAUACUGGCAAUUUCAUUCAUUUGACCUGUCUUGCUAAGUCCAUUCCUGAGAGCAUCUACACUUGGGCUUUUAAUGGGACAGAAAUAUCCGGAGCUUCAUACAUUAAAGAGCAGAGUGGACAUGAAGACAGUGGGAAGUACACCUGCACUGCUAGGAACAGCAUCACCAAUCUCAGUCAAAAUACAUAUGUCGAUGUGUCAGUCACAGAUCAGAAGGAAGUGAAUAGCUUGUCCACUGGAGCCAUAGCUGGAAUAGCAGUGGCAUGUUUGGUUUUUGGUUUGGCAGUUGGGGCUGGAGGUUCUUUCUUUGCAAUGAGAAAAAGGAAUGUCUCUGGAAAUUCCAGAAAAAAAGAUGCCCAGGACAGUCCAUUUGCCCCCCCGUCCACAAGUAAUGAUGCUGCUUCGCAUGUCUAUGUAAACAGUAGAGUAGCUCAAGAAUUAAACAUGAGGACAAAUUCAGGCACUGUUGCUCCAAAUGAUCGUAUUUAUGACAGACGUUUGUCUUACAAAUCUGAUCCAACUGACGAGCCUUUGUAUGUAAACUAGUAUAAUAUGACCACUUCAUGGACUAGCCACAUACCACGUGAAGAAAAUAAAGAAUGCUUCCCAAGUC
Molecule: messenger RNA, 1525 nt
Organism: Alosa alosa (allis shad)
Lineage: Eukaryota; Metazoa; Chordata; Actinopteri; Clupeiformes; Clupeidae
Product: carcinoembryonic antigen-related cell adhesion molecule 20-like
Exons: 10
Coding region: 211-1458 (415 amino acids)
Source: RefSeq, a predicted model, not a curated record